Molecule: messenger RNA, 3102 nt
Organism: Talpa occidentalis (Iberian mole)
Lineage: Eukaryota; Metazoa; Chordata; Mammalia; Eulipotyphla; Talpidae
Gene: RHPN2
Product: rhophilin Rho GTPase binding protein 2
Exons: 15
Coding region: 33-2093 (686 amino acids)
Biological process (GO): signal transduction; negative regulation of stress fiber assembly
Molecular function (GO): protein binding
Source: RefSeq, a predicted model, not a curated record
CACACUCUGCUCUCCGCUCCCGCGCCGCCAGCAUGACGGACGCGCUGCUGCCCGCGGCCCCCCAGCCGCUGGAAGAGAAGGGCGACGGCUACUUUCGGAAGGGUUGCAAUCCCCUUGCACAAACCGGCCGGAGCAAACUACAGAAUCAGAGGGCCGCCUUGAACCAGCAGAUCCUGAAAGCCGUGCGGAUGAGAACAGGAGCAGAAAACCUUCUGAAAGUGGCCACAAACCAGAAGGUACGAGAACAGGUACGCCUAGAACUAAGCUUUCUGAACUCAGACCUGCAGAUCCUCAAGGAAGAACUGGAAGGACUGAACAUCUCGGUGGGAGUUUAUCAGAGCACAGAGGAGGCAUUUACGAUUCCCUUGAUUCCACUUGGCUUGAAGGAAACCAAGGAUGUUGAUUUUUCAGUUGUACUCAAGGACUUCAUCCUGGACCAUUAUAGCGAAGAUGGUUGCUUGUAUGAAGAUGAAAUAGCAGAUCUGAUGGACCUGAGACAAGCUUGUCGGACACCCAGCCGCGACGAGGCCGGUGUGGAGCUGCUGAUGACUUACUUCACCCAGCUGGGUUUCGUGGAGAGCCGCUUCUUUCCCCCAACCCGACAGAUGGGGAUCUUGUUUACCUGGUAUGACUCCCUGACAGGGGUUCCUGUCAGCCAACAGAACCUGCUGCUGGAGAAAGCCAGCAUUCUGUUUAACAUCGGCGCCCUCUACACCCAGAUCGGGACCCGGUGCAAUCGGCAGGCGCAGGCUGGGCUGGAGAGCGCCGUGGACGCCUUCCAGAAGGCCGCAGGGGUUUUAAACCACUUGAAGGAGACGUUUACUCACACCCCGAGUUACGACAUGAGCCCCGCCAUGCUGGGCGUGCUGGUCAAAAUGAUGCUUGCACAGGCCCAGGAAAGCAUCUUUGAGAAGGUCUGCCUUCCUGGGAUCCAGAACGAAUUUUUCAUGCUGGUGAAGGUGGCUCAGGAGGCUGCCAAGGUGGGAGAGGUCUACCAGCAGCUGCAUGCGGCCAUGAGCCAGGCCCCUGUGAAGGAGAACAUCCCUUACUCCUGGGCCAGGCUGGCCUGUGUGAAGGCCCACCACUACGGUGCCCUGGCGCACUACUUCUCGGCCACCCUGCUCAUCGACCACCAAUUGAAGCCUGGCGCAGAUGAGGACCACCAGGAGAAGUGCCUGUCCCAGCUGUACGACCACAUGCCGGAGGGACUCAUGCCCUUGGCCACGCUGAAAAACAGUCACCAGCGCCAGCAGCUGGGCAAGUCCCACCUGCGCAGAGCCAUCGCCCUCCACGAGGAGUCCGUGAGGGAGGCCAGCCUGUGCAGGAAGCUCCGCAACAUCGAGGUGCUGCAGCAGGUGCUGUCCGCGGCUCACCAGCGCUCCCGCCGCAAGUAUGCCCAGCACCAGGAAGACGACGACCUGCUCAACCUGUUCCAGGCUCCCGACGUCAUCUCUAAAACUGAGCAAGAGGUUGAAAUUAUCCUGCCACAGCUCUCCAAGGUGACAGUAACAGACUUCUUCCAGAAGCUGGGUCCCUUAUCUAUGUUUUCGGCAAACAAGAGAUGGACACCUCCCCGAAGCAUUCAGUUCACUGCAGAAGAAGGGGAAUUGGGGUUCACCUUGAGAGGCAACUCCCCAGUUCAAGUCCACUGUCUGGAUCCCUACUGCUUGGCUGCGCUGGCAGGAGUCAAGGAGGGGGAUUAUAUUGUUGCCAUUCAAAGCGUGGACUGUAAAUGGCUGACAGUGAGCGAGGUGAUGAAACUGCUGAAGAACUUCGGGGAGGACAACAUUGAGAUGAAGGUCGUGAGCCUCCUGGACCCCACCUCGUCCAUGCAUAGUAAAUGUGCCACAUACUCCGUGGGAAUGCAGAAAACCUAUUCCAUGAUUUGCUUGGCCAUGGAGAACGAUGACGACAAAACUGAUAAAAACAAGAAAAUCUCGAAAAAGCUUUCUUUUUUGAGUUGGGGCACUAAUAAAAACAGACAGAAGUCCGCCAGCACCCUGUGCCUCCCAUCAGUUGGGGUCGUGAGGCCUCAUAUCAAGAAGAAGCUCCCUGCUCUCAGCCUUCUCAACAAUGACAGCUUUCUGUACUAAUGUGAGGACACUUCCAGUAAUGACUAGGCCUUCAUAUUUGUGCCAUAAUGGAAAAAUUUCUAAAUAUUCUCAAAUCCUGCUUUCUCACGGUGUAGAUAAAUGAUGUCUUUAAGAGUGAAAAUAACAAAAUUAUAGACGUUUAUGGGAAAGCAACUUAUUCAAGGAGUGUCACCACAUUGCUACAAGUUAUUUAUUAUAAAGUAUUGUAAGUAGAUUAGUGCUGGAAACAUGCCUAUUUUUGACGGCUAAAAUUAUGACUUUUAGUUACUAUCAGAAUAGAAUUGGAGUUACUUAAAAUAGUUCCCAGGUUUGGGUAAUAGAUCAUUCCUAACCCAGAAUUCAGAUGACCCCAAAUUAAGGCAAGUUUGGGGGCUAUGAUAGCCUGUAAUUAGUUACCAAAGCUGCUGACGGAAAUUCAUUAACCUAAAACGACAGGAUUCCACUACUAUUUCUACAGAAUAUGAAUGCUGUUUCCAGAUAAAGUCGAGUGCCAAACUUCUCACAAUUUAUUAGAUUAAAAAAAAUUAGAAGCAGCUUUUCUUCAAGUUUCAUGUCAUUUAAAAGUUGCUAACAGUGGCGGUUUUAGAUGAAGAUGCUGUCUACAAGGUAGAUAAUAUACUGUUUGAUACUCAAAACAUUUUCAUUUUGUUUAAAGUCAGAAGUACAUAAUUAAAUUAUAUAUUUUGAGAGUCUUUAAGAUGGGUUAGAAACUAGUUUUACAUUUUAUAAGGGUAAAGAUAGAUGUUAAAUGAUUUCAAGUUUUAAAACCCAGACUUUUCAAAACGACAUUCUUAAUUAAUUUCUCUUGCUAUAGGUUGGAUGAUACUGUGAUUCUACUAAGAUUCACUGUUGACAUAGUACAAGUUAUAUAGCUAAAAGAAAAAGCAUUGAAAUUAAUUGAGAACUAACAAAAACUUACGUGUUUUCUAUUGUGCAAUGCCAAGAGGGAAAGUAUAUUCACUAUUCUUAGGGCCAUUUUUGUAUAAUUAUUUAAAUAAACAUUCUUUUU